Messenger RNA from Pseudoliparis swirei, 1722 nucleotides. Its product is annotated as protein lifeguard 1. The transcript has 6 exons. The record is from RefSeq and is a predicted model, not a curated record. The coding region runs from base 40 to 942 and encodes 300 amino acids. Gene Ontology annotation, cellular component: Golgi apparatus; membrane; endoplasmic reticulum. Gene Ontology annotation, biological process: negative regulation of apoptotic signaling pathway. Lineage: Eukaryota; Metazoa; Chordata; Actinopteri; Perciformes; Liparidae.
CAACACAACUAUAAUCCAGCAGAAACGGUUUCCUCCAGCAUGUCGGACACAGCCGAGCCCCUCCCACCCAGAGAGACGCUGGACGCUCCUCGUGAUGAGGUCCCCCCCCCACCACCACCGUUAUACACCCCCAAAGGACAGCAACCUCCACCCUACGCUGCCGCCCCGGAACUGUGCCCUCCACCCAAAGCCGAGACGACCUGCAUCUACCAACCCACCACUGGGUACGAGUCUUUCCGGGACAUUUCCCCAGAAGCCUCGUCGGACACGACUCCACUGACGGCCUCGUCCUCUUUCGAGGACAAGACUGUGAGACGGGCGUUUGUUAGAAAGGUGUUCUGCAUCCUGACUCUCCAGCUGCUGUUCACCUUCAGUGUGGCGUGUGUGUUCACCUUCUCCAGCGUGGUCAAAGACGCGGUGCAGACCAACCUGGGGGCGUACCUCAGCUCCGUCUUCAUCUUCAUCGUGGUCGCCGUGGCCCUCAGCUGCUGCAAGUCCGUCAGUCGACGGCACCCCUGGAACAUCGUGGCGUUGGUCGUGGUCACCCUGAGCUUGUCGUACAUGGUGGGAACCAUCGCCUCCUUCCACGACACCAGAGCGGUCGUCAUCACUUUGGGGGCCACGGCGGCCAUUACUGUCGCAAUCAUCUCAUUCUCUGCUCAGACUCGUUUUGAUUUCACUAUUUUCUACGGUGUUCUGCUGAUUCUGGCGGUGGACCUGGUCAUGUUUGGGUUCUUCUGCACCUUCUUCUCCUCCUACAUCGGUGAAGUCGCCUACGGGUGUCUGGGUGCUCUGCUGUAUUCGAUGUUCCUGAUGGUGCACUGUCAGCUGAUGAUGGGGAUGAUGAGCCACCGUCUGGAUCCGGAGGAAUACAUCAACGCUGCUCUCAUGAUCUACCUGGACGUCGUGCUCAUCUUCCUCUUCCUGCUGGGGAGGAGGUGAAACUCAAACACAUGGACACACAGACGGACUGGCACUCCAAACUGUCCUUAUUUUAUAUACAGGACUGUCUCAGAAAAUUAGAAUAUUGUGAUAAAGUUCUUUAUUUUCUGUAAUGCAAUUAAAAAAACAAAAAUGUCAUGCAUUCUGGAUUCAUUACAAAUCAACUGAUAUAUUGCAAGCCUUUUAUUCUUUUAAUAUUGCUGAUUAUGGCUUACAGCUUAAGAAAACUCUAAAAUCCUAUCUCAUAAAAUUUUAAUAUUUCCUCAGACCAAGUAAAAAAAAAGAUUUAUAACAGCUGAGUGUUUGUCAAGGCUCAGGAAACCCUUGCAGGUGUUUCGAGUUAAUUAGACAAUUCAAGUGAUUUGUUUAAUACCCUACUAGUAUACUUUUUCAUGAUAUUCUAAUAUUUAGAGAUAGGAUAUUUGAGUUUUCUUAAACUGUAAGCCAUAAUCAGCAAUAAAUCAGAAUAAAAGGCUUGCAAUAUUUCAGUUGAUUUGUAAUGAAUCCAGAAUGCAUGACAUUUUUGUUUUUUUAAUUGCAUUACAGAAAAUAAAGAACUUCAUCACAAUAUUCUAAUUUUCUGAGACAGUCCUGUAUACAUAUAUAUAAAAAUAGAUAUUUCUAAAUGUAUAUAUAUAUAUAAAAUAUAUAUAUAUAAUAUAUAGAAAAUAUAUUUAAAAAUAUAUAUAUUUUAUGUUUAUAUAUAUAUAAAAUAUAUAUAUAUAUCUCCUGUGUUAAACUGACAAUACUAAAUAAACAAAACAAAAAAUCUAUAUCAAA